GCGGCCGAUCCAUUUUUCGGCGCUACGCGACUCCCGCAACCACUCGUCGCGGUCUCCUAUUAGAUCACGAAGAACCGUCCGUCCGUGAUCGCAUCGUACGGUCUUCCCCUUUAUAACACCGCGCCUUGCCUGCGUCUCCCGUUACCUUGUCAAACGCCGCUCGAGAGACCUCGUUUGCUUUCGCUUCUUACCUUGCGUAGGAAGCUUAGAGAUUUCAAGAGGGUGAAAUCAUGUCUGGAGGAAUAGCACGCGGUCGUCUUGCUGAAGAACGCAAAGCAUGGCGUAAGAAUCACCCCCAUGGUUUUGUGGCCAAGCCAGAAACAUCAGCAGACGGUACUGUGAACCUGAUGGUAUGGCAUUGCAUCAUCCCUGGCAAGCAGGGGACUGAUUGGGAGGGUGGCCACUAUCCUCUAACGCUCCAUUUCAGUGAGGACUACCCCAGUAAACCACCCAAGUGUAGAUUCCCACAGGGCUUCUUCCACCCAAAUGUGUAUCCUUCAGGAACGGUGUGCCUCUCGAUUCUCAAUGAAGACAACGUAAUCUGCACGCUCUUACUCCCCCACUUCAUUGGCGCGGCGCUACCAUCAGAAACAGUGCUUUUGACCCGUUCUUUGUCAUCUGCAGGGGUGGAGACCAGCCAUAACGGCGAAACAAAUACUAGUGGGGAUUCAGGACUUGCUAGAUCGGCCGAACCCUGCCGAUCCCGCUCAGGUCGAUGGCCAUCAGCUCUUUAUUCAGGUCAUGGCUUCUCCCAGGCCUUGUGAUUGCACUCGUUAGUUUUGUGAUUCUGAUGUUGGAAAGCUAACAAGCCUAUGAAACUUGCAGGAUCUAUCGGAGUACAGAAGACGUGUUCGACAGCAAGCCAAGCAGUAUCCCGCUCUUAUCUAGUCUUUCCGGCUCCUUGUUAUCCUUCUUGCUUCUCGAUAUGAUAAUAAUGUGGCGACAUAACCUCCUAAAUGCAUAUAGCCUAAUAUUCUAUGGGUGUCUGCUGUUUAGGUUCAUCAGGAUUUAACGUCCAACAGGUUGAAUCUGAUUCCA
Messenger RNA from Musa acuminata AAA Group (dessert banana), 1038 nucleotides. Its product is annotated as SUMO-conjugating enzyme SCE1. The record is from RefSeq and is a predicted model, not a curated record. Gene Ontology annotation, biological process: protein sumoylation. Gene Ontology annotation, molecular function: SUMO conjugating enzyme activity. The transcript has 4 exons. Lineage: Eukaryota; Viridiplantae; Streptophyta; Magnoliopsida; Zingiberales; Musaceae. Gene Ontology annotation, cellular component: nucleus. The coding region runs from base 231 to 764 and encodes 177 amino acids.